AUAUUAUGAUUACAUCUUUGGUUAUUCCCAAUGGCAAAAUCGGGGUCAAAGGCCGCUUCAUGCUGGAACAGAGUUAUUGCAGCUUCAAGUCAUAAUUAGCUCCAAAGAUUCUGAGUGUGACAAUUAUCCCAACAUCACGUCUAAUGAGGCCUAUCAGUUAAGUGUAACAGAACCCAUGGCAGUACUGAAGGCAGAAAAGGUCUGGGGUGCAUUAAGAGGUUUGGAAACCUUCAGCCAGUUGGUCUAUGAAGAUGAUUACGGGAGUUUCCUUAUCAAUGAAUCAGAAAUCACUGACUACCCAAGAUUUGCCCACAGAGGAAUCUUACUUGAUACAUCAAGACACUUUCUACCCCUCAAAAGUAUUCUUACAAACCUGGAUGCCAUGGCUUUUAACAAGUUUAAUGUUCUCCACUGGCACAUAGUAGAUGACCAUUCAUUCCCUUACCAGAGCACCACUUUCCCUGAGUUGAGUGGCAAGGGAUCUUAUUUUUAUAAUCACGUCUACACUCCAACUGAUGUCCGUCUGGUGAUUGAGUAUGCUCGGUUAAGAGGCAUUAGGGUUAUCCCAGAGUUUGAUACCCCGGGACAUACACAAUCUUGGGGCAAAGGUCAAAAAGACCUUCUCACACCAUGUUACAAUGGAGAACACCGGAGUGGUUCUUAUGGUCCUGUUAACCCCAUUUUGAAUACAACUUAUCAUUUUAUGACGGAUCUCUUCCAAGAAAUUAGCCAAGUAUUUCCUGAUACCUACGUCCACUUGGGAGGAGAUGAAGUGGACUUCUCUUGUUGGAAAUCUAACCCUGAUGUGACAGAGUUUAUGAAACAGCAAGGAUUUGGCACUGACUAUGCUAAACUGGAAUCUUACUAUAUUGAGAAAAUCUUGGGUAUUGUUUCCUCUGUUAACAAAGGAUACAUAGUCUGGCAGGAGGUGUUUGAUAAAGGUGUGAAGAUAAAAUCUGACACAAUAGUUGAAGUGUGGAUUGGAAAUUUGUAUACUACAGAACUAAGCAAUGUAACGAGAGCUGGGUUCACCACAAUCCUGGCAGCCCCCUGGUACCUAGACUAUAUUAGUUAUGGACAGGAUUGGAAGAAAUACUACAACGUACAGCCACUAAACUUCAGUGGAUCUGAAAAGCAAAAAAAGCUGGUGAUAGGUGGAGAAGCCUGCCUUUGGGGAGAAUUUGUGGAUGCAACUAACCUGACACCAAGAUUAUGGCCUCGAGCAAGUGCUGUCGGGGAGAGGCUCUGGAGCAGUGAAAAUGUGACUAACAUAGGGGAUGCUUAUAACAGACUAGUGAAGCAUCGUUGUCGCAUGGUCAGACGUGGAAUAGCAGCUGAACCCCUGUAUGUCGGAUACUGUGAUCAUGAAAUUAGAGAACUGUAAUCACUGAAGCAAGAUUUCACUAAAUUAUGUGAAGUUCCUUUGUAGGAAGUGAAUCUGCACGUUCAGCACCUGAGAUUUGCACUGAAAAAAUAGAUCCUGAAAAGCUGGAAGUUAGUUAUGUAUGUUUCUGGCAGAAGUCAGAUGUUUUAAAGUUACAGAAAUUGAUAUUAAUACAAUAAUAAAUCACAAUAGGUGUACAAAGAGUCAAGGACUCGUCUGCUGAAGCUUCUGUAUACAGAUAGUCCCCAACUUACGAACGAGCUAUGUACCAAACACU
Pelodiscus sinensis (Chinese soft-shelled turtle) is the source of this 1661-nucleotide messenger RNA. The record is from RefSeq and is a predicted model, not a curated record. NCBI's taxonomy places the organism in Eukaryota, Metazoa, Chordata, Testudines, Trionychidae.